Molecule: messenger RNA, 2532 nt
Organism: Batrachochytrium dendrobatidis JAM81
Lineage: Eukaryota; Fungi; Chytridiomycota; Chytridiomycetes; Rhizophydiales
Exons: 7
Coding region: 1-2532 (843 amino acids)
Source: RefSeq, a predicted model, not a curated record
AUGACUUCUGGAUCUCAUUCAGUGUUUGCAUCCAACACGUUUAAUUUGACUACCCAAGGAGAAACCAUUCCAUUGCUGUGUGGAACCAUAUUUGAACUUCAUGAUAUGUAUUAUGACACGCAGGCGUUUGAAGAGGAUACAUGUGCCUAUUUGGAAGUUCAGCUGUAUUUUCUUUCAGAUGGAGAAUCGAAUGAUCCAGAUAUGCUUCAACUGCAGCAAACUCGUACCAUUCGUCUCAAUGACAUAAUGUCUAUACGGGCAAAUUCAUUGCACCAUCAUAUUGUCACUUUUGAUGGAACUUUUUUCUCCAAUUGUGAUAUUGUUAUUGCAACAUCACCUAUGGGAUUUGAUAUACAAACAGAGGAUCUAUUGACUGGCUUGACUUCAAAAUCAGCUGCGAGAGCCUCACUAACUGGAACAUUAUUAACUUCCAUUGCAGGAGCAUUGGGUUCAUCGUGGCCUCUCAAUGCUCAAACAUCUGAUUUUGUAACUACAUCGCGAAGAUCCUUAUCCAACACCAAUAUCAAAGCUUCUAGCACAUCAACACCUUUACAGCAAAUUUCGCAAUGCUUCUUGUCUAACCCAUCAAAAAGUACUUGCUUGUCCCAAUUCCUUACUGUUGCUUUGGGAUGCAUUUGGACACUGUUUGAUCUGUAUAUUUACAGUAGCGAGUUGAUGCAGGGAAUUCAAAAGAAUAUUGAAUAUGCUGCACCAGUGAAACUAAUACAUGAUAUAAUUCGUACAUCAUUGCCUCGUAUGGAUGAGGAUCGUAUGCCUAGCACGUACCAAAUAGUGGAUGAGGUAUUUCCUGUUUUUAGCCGUUUGAAACAAAUCACUUUGAUGUCUGGAAUUGGAACACUUGUUCGAAAAUGGAUCACUAUUGAGCGAAAAAAUCAAACCGAAGCUGAAAUAUCAUGCCACCUUUUUAACCUGAUAAACAACCUUAAACCUCUAAUUCAAGAAGCAUGGAAAAGUUAUAUAGAUUUAAGUGUAGUGUGUUUAUUCAAAGGACUAUUGGGACUAAGGACAAUAUAUACACUUGGUCGGCUUGAAAGAAUGCACGAGAAGAUUAAUAAUGAUCAGCUAGAAUCAUCUUUGGAGUUUUUAGCAAAUUCAAGAAAAAAAUCAAUUUUUUUGGAAGAUUAUCCUACAGAUAGGCAUCCAUUACUGACUGAUCUUCAAAAAAAAAAUUCACAUUCAAUGCCAGAAAUAUCUGCAACGCCACAAUCACUCGACAGUACAUCUAAUCAAUCCAUUAGCAAACUAAAUUCUCAAAUUCACUCCAAUGUGUCAUUAUGUGGUGAUUCGUUGUCGCAUCUUCGAUUGCAGCGCGCUUUCAGUAGCUUAUAUACUGGAACAGGUUUUGAUGAGCUUCUAACUAGUGACCUGGAGUAUUUGUCUAUUCAAGAUUUUGUUGACAUGCUUGGCACCUUAAACUCUUCUUCGGAAUAUCUGACCAAACUGAGUUACUAUUUAAACCAGUUUUAUUGUAAUGCGCAACCUUCUGAUUCAUUUUCAAAUCCAUUAUUGAAUACACUGAGUGGAAAUCAGAGCCAAUUAGACAAAGUUUCUAAAGAUACAAGAUCUUCAUUUGAUUUCCAUCAGUAUCGUAAUCAUUUUAAAAGCAUGUUGUUUCAGCUGGGUAUUCCACUAUCAUCCUGCAAAUUUCUUAAUUCAAGUUCCUACGAAGACGAUACGUUUGAAGAUAUAGACUCUAUGGCUGAUCUUUUGGUGGUAGAAAUUGUUGCAUUUAUUGAAAGCAUCCAAGAACAAACGCUACAGAGUAUUUCGUUUGUGUGUCAUAGUCUUGGUGGGAUCAUUGCUCGAUGUGCGUUUCGAAAACCAGCAUUAAAAAAGUAUUUUGGGUUAUUCAACACCUUUGUUACACUAGGAUCUCCACAUUUUUCACUCGCGUUGCAUCAAAACAUGUUUAUUACUUCAGCGAUGGGAGUGUAUCAGGCUAUAUCAAGAUCGAAAUGCAUUGACCAGCUUAAUUUGCGUGAACACUCGGAUCCAAGACAAACACUAUUGUAUCAACUGGCUUCGGAUUCAUCGAUUCAAAACUUUAAGCACAUCUUUUUGUAUGGAUCACGCCAGGAUAAAUAUGUUCCGUAUGAAGGCACGUUGGGAUUGAGGCUAUCUACAAGUGAAAAGCCAUCCGUACUCCAGUCUGGGUUAAACUCGUCAAGCAACUCAACCUAUUCAACAAAGUCGACCCAUGCCGCCAAUUCAUAUAAUGAGCACAUCAAGACUAUUCUUGAUGAAAUAUCGCAGCUGUUUCACUCGUCAUUAGCACAAGUUGCUAACGUGCAUAGAUACGAAGUACAUUUCAAUCACCUUGAAGAUGCAGAGAAUAUUGGCACUCUAUUUAGUUCUGAUAUGCUGGGUAGAAAGGCGCAUUUGUCCAUGAUUGACGAUCCAGGAAUGGUUGAUAUGGUUGUAUUGUGUUUUUUGCUUAGAUUUCCUGCCAGUGAUGUCCUGAUAACGCACGAUAAUAAAAUAAACACGAAUGGAAUGCUUGAUUCCCACUGA